CUAGGUGAUUCCUGGUACUGCAUUCAAAGCGUCGCUUUCGGACCACCGUGUCCAAUCAGCGACGGGCUUCGUGAUGACACCUUGGGAUUCCGCGAAGUAGUUUCUUUCAGAUGAGAACAGCAAACAGCCGCACGGAGUUGACGCACUUGUGAGGAUAGACGCGAAUGACAGCACGCGAAGUUCCACGCUUUUCUUACGUGGCUGAAAUAACACCGGGAACAGCACCUGGAUGUUUAUUCGAUAACUUGUGCUUUCGGAUCCAAGCGACGCGCGCUUUUAUUCUCCUCUCGGAACAUUAAUCAUCCCAGUCACAUUGGGAAAGACACGUGUAGGCGUGAAGCCACGUUUUCCGGAGUCAUCUGUAUCCCGAUGCGCAUACGAUGAGAAUCCCGCUCCCUAAGUUUUAGCGCGUCUGAGUUACAGUAGCAGCUGAUUUAUCCGUUUCCAGGACGUUUUGGGUAGGCUAUCUACAAUGACGGACGUUGAUACUGCAGCAAGGUCCUUGGGGCAGGUCUCGAACGGUGACCGCUUAGACAAACUAGCCGGCGAGGAGGGAUCCGAACAAAGUCAAGAGAGCCGGACUCUGUUAAUGGUCGCGAUGAUUCUGCUGGACUUAAAUCAGUGUAUCCCGAGCGGCAUCAGCGGGAAAUGCAUGGUGAACGGUGAUGCGGACAAUCCACCCGGCGUUAAGGAAAACCGGGAGAAAUGCAGGCAGAGCGCGAGCAGGGGGAAAAGGACACGGAACCGCGACAGACUGCACGCGUCCGCUGAGAAGAGACACUGCUGUCCCUAUGCCGGCUGUGGGAAAAUAUACGGCAAAUCGUCCCAUCUUAAGGCGCACUUCAGAGUACACACCGGUGAGCGUCCCUUUCAGUGUACGUGGCCAGGCUGCGCAAAGAAAUUCUCACGGUCGGAUGAGCUGACGCGACAUUUCCGCACGCACACCGGGGAGAAGCGCUUCAUGUGUCCGCUCUGCGACAAGUGCUUCAUGCGUAGCGAUCACCUCACCAAGCACGCCCGCAGACACGUCGGCUUCCACCCCAGCAUGCUCCAGGGUCCCGCCGGCCGAAGACGACACUCUUCGACGUCCACGUCGUCCUCUGGCUCCAGCGAUCACGUGUCUGCUGGUGUUUGAGCAACCACGUGACCCUCCCCCCCCACUGCACAUUUUGGAUGUCUCUUUCCUGAAGCUCAGAUCUCGGAGCUUCUGUUAUUGAGCUGAUGAUGUGAGGUAAAAGAGGCGUUACGUAAUGGAGACAUGCAAAAUAUGUUGUGAUGGAGUUCUCCUAGACAAAGCCUGAAAAUGGGACUUCUCAAUGGAAUGGACCGAAUCAUCAGAUUUUGGCAGAAACAAUGUUAUGUACAUUUAGUCUGAGGGUUAUUGCAAAUGCAUAGAGGUAUUUAUAUAUCAUCGCAUAUCACAAAUAUGAAAUUGAUUUCAAUACAAAGGAGCCAGGGGAUUUAUCACCCACCCACUGUGACAAAGGGAAGAGAACAUAUUCUGAGUAAAACUUUAUGCGUGCUGAAAGCAAGACACGUUUUCCUGUUGACUUUGAAGUGUCAAAUUUGGCAGUGGUCCAGUUAUUGGAAGUGGGUUUUAAAAUAAUCACUAUAAAUGUUUUUUGUGGGACAGCAGUUGACUUCAGGGUCGUAGAUGGUAUUUGUAUGACAUUAAAACAGUUGGGUACUUACGAGAUUAACUUUGCAUCGUGUGAGGUUUUACGCACACAAGCUUUUUUGUUUUUUGUUUUUAAGCGAUCGUUAUUUGCACAUCCUAAUCAGUUAUGCAAAGGAAAUGUAACUUAUUUAAUGCACAGCAUCGAAAAUACUCUUUAUUCGGAACACUUUUAUUGUUUCUUUUGAUCUUCUAAAUCUAGUGAUGCAAUGAGGCUUAGCAGAAGUUCACUCAUUAAUAGUUUACCACCGCCAUCUAUAGGUGUGUUAUGGGAAAACAAACUGAAAUCUGUGCCUUCCAUAUACUGACUGCACAGCUGAAAAGAAAGAACAAGCGUUUUAUAUUUCUCUCACUACCUAUGGUUUUAUUAGCAGUGCGUAGUAUUUUUAAUCGGUUACGGACUUGAGUAACGCAGCCUUUUAUUAGUUUCGUUUUUUUUCCUUUUCAUACAAGUCCCACUUGACUUCGGAAGUCUUUCCACUGUUCAGCUGUUUACUUGAAAUACUUAACGUAAUUAGAAUUUAGAUUUUGUUUGAAUCUACCGUAACGAUCAGCCAUUGUGCUUUAAACGUCCCAAGCACAAACUGAAUUUUACACGUGAAUCAACAAUCAAUGCAUCUAUUGGAUCUUUAUUCAAUAACAAUUGUAUAGAUUUUUAUAUUUUAUGUCACGAUAACGGAUCGACGGAUGUUUGGCUUUUAUUAGUAUCUGUGCUAAUUUAUUGUUGAGAUGUACGUUUAGUAGGUUUGCGAGCCUGAAAUCAAGAAGCAGGUUAUUUGAAACGUGCUGUCGAUGUAAAAAAUGCUCAACCUGUGCCUUGUUUAGAGCUUAAGACCUCUUAGACUGCAGAAUGUAAAUCGCAAGUUACUGAGAAGUACUUUGCUGUAAUUUACGAAACUCUUCUCGGUUGCGUAGCGCAAAUGCCAGUGUUGUGAUGUGUCUUGCAGGACUUGAGCCACUACCGUUGUACAUACACGUGCCGUGCUUUUCCAUCAGUAUCAUUUAUGCAACGUUCAGCUGCUUUCAUUACCUGUAAAUGUACAUAAAGGAUGAAUUAAAACAAAGAAAACUGUAA
This is a messenger RNA of Puntigrus tetrazona (Sumatra barb), 2750 nucleotides long. It is a transcript of the gene klf9, whose product is annotated as Kruppel-like factor 9. The record is from RefSeq and is a predicted model, not a curated record. Gene Ontology annotation, biological process: regulation of transcription by RNA polymerase II. The transcript is spliced from 2 exons. Gene Ontology annotation, molecular function: DNA-binding transcription factor activity, RNA polymerase II-specific; RNA polymerase II cis-regulatory region sequence-specific DNA binding. The coding region runs from base 473 to 1135 and encodes 220 amino acids. NCBI's taxonomy places the organism in Eukaryota, Metazoa, Chordata, Actinopteri, Cypriniformes, Cyprinidae.